AUGCUGCAGAUCAGUGAUGUUGUACCUUAUUGUCCACUUAUAUUUUCAGUCGCCGUUAUUUUUUGUGUGAUUCUCUGGAAUAACAUUGAUAAUCUAAAAAGGCAUCUAGUUCAAGCUCCGAUAUUAAACAACCACCAUUAUGAAGAAUUUCAACUAAGUUCAGUCAAAUCCUUUUCUUCCUAUCCAACUCGCCUCCAGUUCUUGCUUAUUCUGGCCUAUUUGGCCAUCAAUGUAGCCUUUGUAGGCAUAGAUGUACAACCUCCUCAUAACCGCUGGGACCAGCUCGCUGCUGUCGUCAGAUAUCGUUUGGGCGUUCUAGCUACUGUCAAUAUGAUACCACUUUUUAUACUAGCUUUCCGAAAUAAUCCACUUGUCUAUCUGCUUGGCAUCCCUUUCGACACCUGUAUAUUGAUGCACCGUUGGCUCGGCCGUAUCGUAGCGAUUGAGGCCCUAGGUCACACAAUCGCUCAUCUCGCACAACAUGGUUUCACCCAAACAUCCCUUAAGCUAAUGAUAUCUCCCUCGAGCCCUUUCUUAUUUUGGGGAUUUAUUGCGACUAUGUCCUGCCUCCUUCUUUGCGCGUUGGCUUGGGGUCCGCUGAGGCAUGCUUUCUAUGAGACCUUUAAACAAAGUCAUGUUUGUCUAUCAAUCCUAUCAAUUUACAGCUUAUGGAGUCACUUGAGAAUAGGAAAGCUCCCCGAGCUCAAAAUUACAUAUGCUAUUAUUGCACUGUGGGCGGCCGAACAUAUCUCUCGUACUGUGCGAUUGAUAUAUCUUAAUGCACGCCGUUCAUCAGCAAAUGCACUCGUUGAAUCUCUCCCUGGUGAUGCCUGCCGAUUGUCUGUGCAUUUGCUACCAAGUUGGGAUAUUCAGCCGGGCCAAUACACUUAUUUGUAUAUCCCAUUCAUCAGCUUUUGGGAAUCUCAUCCAUUUUCAGUCGCCUGGACCAACGAGACGCAUUAUGUCAGUGACAAAUCAGGAACUCAGAUCUCUUUUGUAGUUAAGGCCAAGACUGGUAUGACUCGGAGGCUAUAUGAGAGAUCAGUCGCUGCCGGAGGCUCAAUUACGACAACUUGCUGGCUAGAGGGUCCAUAUGGCUGUCCGAGAUCUCUGGGAUCCUAUGGAACAGUAGUACUCAUUGCUGGUGGCGUGGGUAUAACUCAACAUCUACUACAGGUAAGGAGCCUUAUUCACGGCUACAACAAUGACACGGUGGCAACUCGAAAAAUAUUGUUGAUAUGGUCCAUACGUCAUAGAAAGCACAGAGAAUGGGUUAAGUGCUGGGCGGACGAGAUCUCAUCACUUAGAGAAGGAUCUGAUGUGUUUCAGAUUUUAGUAUAUAUAUCACAGCCACCUCCGCUAAGCGGAGUGCCCUGGUCUGGUUUCACCGGUCGUCCUGAUCUAGAAAGACUGAUCGCAAAGGAGCAAAAGUACCAGAUCGGGACUAUGGUUGUCUCCGUUUGUGGGCCAGCACAACUCAGUGACAGUGUACGCGAUGCUGUUCGAAAGCUCAGAGGGAACAACUCGAUUGAUUUGAUAGAAUGUGCAUUUUCUUGGUAA
Messenger RNA from Clonostachys rhizophaga, 1560 nucleotides. The record is from the annotation of a GenBank genome assembly. NCBI's taxonomy places the organism in Eukaryota, Fungi, Ascomycota, Sordariomycetes, Hypocreales, Bionectriaceae.